AUGAAGCUUUCGCUCUAUUAUGCCUUUGCAUUUCUGCUCGCGGUAUCCUAUGGAGUGGAUAUCAAAGCUAGAAAUCCAACAACCACGACAGUCACAGUGACUGUUACUGCUACUGCAUCUCCUAGCAAGACCACAAGCACCAAGACCACGACUUCGAAGACCACAACCUCAAAAACUAAGACUAGCAAGACCACAUCCUGGACCAAAACAACCCUUACAACCACAACUUUAAGCACAACGAAAUCCUCGUGUGCCCCUACAGCGCCGGCCGGGACACAGAGCCUCUACGGCCAAUGUGGUGGCCUGAACUACUGUGGUCCCACGAAUUGCCCAAAGGGAGCAUACUGUCGGGAUGGGUUGCUGGAUGACAAUCCGUUCUAUUCUCAGUGUGUUGCAAGCAGCACCAAGACACCUGACCCCAUCAUCACCAGCACUAUCAUUACGACCGUCACCGUCACGCCGACCUCCCCAGGGAUUACAUAUAUCACAGUCACAACGACAGUCACAGCCACAUCCAAGUAA
Molecule: messenger RNA, 522 nt
Organism: Diaporthe citri
Lineage: Eukaryota; Fungi; Ascomycota; Sordariomycetes; Diaporthales; Diaporthaceae
Exons: 3
Coding region: 1-522 (173 amino acids)
Biological process (GO): carbohydrate metabolic process
Cellular component (GO): extracellular region
Molecular function (GO): cellulose binding
Source: RefSeq, a predicted model, not a curated record